Schistosoma intercalatum is the source of this 4405-nucleotide messenger RNA. The record is from the annotation of a GenBank genome assembly. Lineage: Eukaryota; Metazoa; Platyhelminthes; Trematoda; Strigeidida; Schistosomatidae.
CUUUAAGUCAGUAAAUUCAUAUUAUUUGUAAUAAUACCGCUACUUUGGAUUAUCUAUUUUGUUUUCGCUACAUUGAGUGUUUAUUCAAACAAUCUUUUUAAAGUCGCAAAUGCAGGAACAGUCAAAACGUCAAAAGUUUUUGAGUAUGGUGGAGAAAAUGCAUGCGGAACCUAACGAACUAGAGGAACUUACAGAACAUGAGAAGUUUGCUUUAUUUUCUGCCAUUAAAAGCGAACAAAUCAAGAGAUAUAACAAGUGGGUUGCGGAUGAAGAACAGUUUUCGAAAAACAAUGGUUUAAACAAAGAAAAUACUGAUGAUGGUAAAUCAAAUAAUAAUCAUUCCAAAAAACGUGUCAACUAUUUAUGUGGACCUGACGGUAAAUUAAUUGUUACUACUGCUUUAGCACCAGACUAUGAUCGAACAAAUCACUCCGAUGGCUACGGUUCAUCGGGGACUACAUCAAAUGAUUCAUUUAAAUCAAUUGUUCUUAUUAGAGAGUUUGAAUCAUCAUCAAACUCUUCAGAACUGAAUGAUAUGGAUUCGACGAUGACCACCAAUAGCACAACAUCAACGAGAACGACAAUAACAACGACAACAUCAACAGCGAUAACAACACCAACAACAAUCAAGUCAAUUUUUACAACAAAUGUAACAUUUUCAACUACGACAUUGACUGAUACUUUAAAUAGCAGUUCUGUCGCAAAUGGUGCGACUAAUGUAUCAUAUUCAACAGAUAAUGCAAGUAUGGCAUAUAGAAAUGAUAAACAGCGUCAUGAAAAUAGUGUACGUCUAAUUCAACCAAAUUUAAUUCAAGGAUCAUUUGAUUCAUCCGUUUCAGAACAUGAUUCUACAUCAUACACUUAUGAUUCAUCAUCUUAUUCUUUUUCUUCAACUACGGCACCAACAAAUUCAUCUAUAAACACAACUAGUAGAACAAUUGAUUCUAGUAUUUCAGAUGUGUUAAGUGUUGCUAAUAAUAACUCUAAAUCUUCAUUAAAUAACAAUUGUCGAAACAGUAGUAAUAAUAGUAAUAAUAAUAAUAAUAAUAAUAAUAAUAAUAAUAAUAAUAAUAAUGAUCAUGUCUUUAUUUUAUCUCCAACACCUUUCAAUCGAAAAUUAAACUUAAAUCAACAGACGAAUAAUCAUUUUGUCCCAUCCUUAUCUAAUACUACAAACUACAAUGAUAAUACUACAAGUUGUAAUGUUCCUACCAUGAAUGAACAUUGUAAAAAUUGUCACAAUAUCAUUGAUAAUAAUAAUAUUAACAGUAAUAAUACUAAUAAUAAUAAAAUUAAUAAUGAUCAUAACGAUAAGAAUAUUCCAAGUCAAACAAAUGGACAAUAUAUUUCUAUUAUCAAACCUUUUAUACAAGAUAAUGAAAAUAAUCAGAAUUCUUUUAAUGGAAUAAAUAAUAAUAUCGCUCCAUUAAUAACAAAUGAAACAGUUGCAACCAUGACAAAAAAUGCUACACAAUCAAAUCAUUUUUAUUCACCAGAAAUUGAAACUACUCUUAAUUUAUAUUCUCAUUCUAACGAUUUUUAUAAUAAUAAUAAUGAUAGUGCCAGAAUUGAUAUACAAAGAAAAGGUGGAGGAAAUGGAGUACAAAUGAAUAGUCAAGAGAAAAUCACGGAGUUCAAGAAUAAUAAUAUUGAUACAAAUAACCAUAGAAAUAAUUACAAACAUCAAGAAUCUGAUAACGCUGACACUCUUAUUAUAUGUAUAUCCAACAAUAAUCGUAAUAAUACUUCUGUAGUUAUGACAACUACCGCACCUAAUGACAGUAAUGAUAACAAUAAUAAUAAUAGCUAUGUCGAUACUAGUAAUAUUAUAAUGAGAACAACUAAUCCUGAUUAUAACAGUAUCGAUGUUAGUAGCAGUAUUAACAGUAGUACUAGUAGUAUUACUAGUAAUAAUCGAAAUUAUUAUUUACAUUUAGAUAGACAGUUAAACAAUAAUAAACAAAUUAAUAACAGUAGUAUGAAUCUUAAGAAUUCCUAUGAUACCAAGAAUGCAUUUGAUUUCACAAUGCAUAGUCGUCCUAAUAAUAAUAUUAAUAGUUCCAUUACUAUUCUCAACGACCCUUCUAAUACAACGAACCAAGGAAGUGAUGUAUCCAUUGAUGAUGCAAUGCCAUUGUCACCAAGAACAACAGCAACCACAAACAAAACAUUGAAACGUUUUGUAUUAACCAGAAGUCCAUUAAGUAGUCCUUCAGUAACAACACCAACCAGUAUAUCACCAGCACCAAUUCAUCAAAAUCAUCAUAUAAAUGAAAGAACCCCACCUAGUUCUGCCAUAGAGAAUACAAAUUUAUCCAUAACAAAAAGCCAUUUUAAUCGAAUCAAUUUAUUAAAUAAUCCCUAUAAUUUGUCACAUCAAAAUUAUGAUCAGAUCGACCCAUCAUUUUCAUCAUCAACAUCGGAAUUAGAUAAAAUAUCUUCAUCGAUUACAUUUUCGUCAAAUCCAUCUAAUCACACAAUGAUGACACGUUUUACAAAACAACCUGAACCACAACAAUUAAGACAAGAGAACAAACAACUAUCAUCAUUGAUAAAACAUCAACAACCACAACAAAGAAUAACACUGAAUAAUAAUAACUAUAAUAAUGAUAAUUUAUCAUCAGCACAACCGCUUUCAAAUCAUACUGAUAAUAUUCAGAGUUUGAAUUCAACAUUUAGUAGAAUUAGUUCACCUCCAUCAGUAUUUCCACGACCUGCGUUUUGGACACCGGAUGUUAAGUUAUCACGUAAAGUUAACAAUGUAAUUCAAGAGGAUCCUAAAACUAAAGUUUACAAAUGGUUUGAAAGCUAUGAAGCUGCACGUUUACUUGUGGAUUUUGGUUUACCAAUUACUGGUUUUAGUCCAAAUUUAUCGUCGUUGACAUUUUCACGUGUACCUGAAUGGUUCCACGGAUUUCUCUCUCGUGAACAAGCUGAACGUCUGCUCACUAAAACUGAUAAGAAUGGCAGUUUCCUUCUACAUUUAAAUGAAUCAUUUUUAGGUUAUGUUAUCAGUUUGUUUACAUCAUCCUAUUGCAAUCAUUUCCUUGUAUCGGUAAUUGCAGUGAAACAAACCAAUUCUGGUUCACGUAAUACAACUAAGAGUACUUAUCAAUUGUAUGGUGUUGCAAAUCCUGAACAAUUCACCGAUUUAAGAGAUCUUGUAAAAUUUUAUUCUGUGCAUAGUUUAGGACGAAAUAAUAAUCAACAAUUAUUACUUUAUCCUGUUGGACAAGAGAAUCCAACUCUACCUGAUUAUUUAGACAUAUUUUAUUCUAGACCUGAUUCAACUUCUUAUACAAGAUUAUAAUUAUUAGCAAAAUUUCAUAUUAUUAUAAUUAAUUGUUUAUUAUAGAGUAUAAUGAUCAUUAUUAUCACUAUUCUUAUUAUUAUUAGCAUUAUGAAUGUAUAUUUCUGAAUUGGGUUUAUUAAACCAUUGUAAUAUUAUGUAUUAUAGUAAACUUGAUCUGUUUUUGUUUUUUUAUCCCUGACUUAUUUAUUUUCUAUUUUAUCCUACUUGAAUUGAACUUAUUCAAUUAUCUUCAUGGCAAUGAAAAGAUUUCAUUAGCUAAUAAAUGAAUAGAAUAUUAAGAGAAUAAACAAAACUAUUGUGAAUAAUAUAAAAUCAUGAAAUCUCUUUAACCUUUUGAAUAAAAUCCCUCUUUUUUUUGAAAACAAACAAACAAACAAACAACAACAGAUGAAUAAUAGAUUUAUUUUCUAUUCUAUUCUAAUAAAGAAAAAGACGAAUACUAAUACUUAUUAUGAUUGAUAGUAGUACCCUUUUCUCCAAACUUAUUUUAAAGGUUUAACAAUUCUUUAUUUCUUUAUCAUUUUGAUUUACUUUGGAAAAGAGAAUCUCUACAUGAAAAGAUUCAAAAAUUCUUUAUCAAGAUAAACAGAAAACAUAUUCAUCAAGCUUUGUGAUUUGUACAUUUCUUUCCAUUUACUUAUAUAUAAUUCUACUUAUUUAUUCAUUUAUUGACAAACUAACAUGCCUAUAAAUAUAUAUAUAUGAAUGAAUAUGACAAAAAUGUAUAUAUAUCUAUAAAUAUGUAUUUACAUAUAUCAUACUUGUGUAUAAAUGCUUUAAAUGACUCUUAUUUCUUUUUCAACUUAUUCAAAGAACAUGUUUACGUAUUUCAAGAAGGUUUAUGAAGACUACUCUUGAAGAAUGAGAUAAAUGUACUAAUGGCUAUAAUGUGGUAAUGCUUUAAAUUAUAUCAAUGAAUUAAACAGAUUCAAACCCAAUAAGAAACAUUAGAUUCAUUGAGUUUUCACAUUCAGCUUGAUGAUGACAAUGAACAAGAAGGGAACCAAGAUGAGACAAGGCUUUCUGUUGAUUUAGAUCAAUUAACUAACAUCAAACGAUGUAUGCCAUAAUGUCAAACAAUUUUCAUGUACU